CACACACACACAGUUUGAUUAUGCUAAUGAGCUUGAUUGUGAUUGGUCAGGGAUCUGUACGCUCAGUUUUUGCGAGAGAUGAUCAUUCAGCCGGGAAUCGCUAAGGCAAACCUGGGUGUGUCUCGAGAGGACGUGACUCUGGAGGAUCACCCUCUGAAUCCGAACCCGGACAGUCGGUGGAACACCUACUUCAAAGACAACGAAGUUCUGCUGCAGAUCGAUAAAGAUGUCAGACGGCUGUACCCAGACAUGGCGUUCUUCCAGCGGCCCACAGACUUCCCCUGCCAGCUCAUCCUGGACCCCGAGAACGAGUACGAGACGUUACGGAGACGUGUGGAGCAGACGACUCUCAAGGCCCAGACAGUGAACCGGAACCGCAGCGGCGUCACUAACGUGAGUUCUCCGGGGAAGGCGUUAAACCUGUAUCCCUCUAACGAGUACGAGGUGUUACCGAACGGCUGUGAAGCGCACUGGGAAGUGGUGGAGCGGAUUCUCUUCAUCUACGCCAAACUCAACCCGGGCAUCGCUUACGUUCAGGGCAUGAAUGAGAUCGUGGGUCCCAUUUACUACACCUUCGCCACAGACCCCAGCAGCCAGUGGAAGGAGCACGCGGAGGCCGACACGUUCUUCUGCUUCACCAGCCUGAUGUCCGAGAACAGAGAUAACUUCAUCAAAAGCCUGGACGACUCUCAGUGCGGCAUCACCUUCAAGAUGGAGAGCGUCUUCUCCAAACUCAAGGAGAAGGACACGGAGCUGUACCUGAAGCUGCAAGAGCAGAACAUCAAGCCGCAGUACUUCACCUUCCGCUGGCUGACGCUGCUGCUCUCUCAGGAGUUCCUGCUUCCAGACGUCAUCCGGAUCUGGGAUUCGCUCUUCUCGGAUCAGGAGCGGUUCGAGUUCCUCAUCCCUGUGUGCUGCGCCAUGCUCACACUGAUUCGAGAUCAGUUACUGGCUGGAGACUUUACAAUUAACAUGAGAUUACUGCAGGAUUAUCCCAUCUCUGACGUUCACGCCAUCCUCAUUAAAGCGAAAGAACUGCAGGACGGGUUGUAGCAGCCAUGCCCCAAUAGGCUCCGCCUCCAGUCUGAUGAUUGACAGCAGUGCCGCCCAUCUCACCCGGGUGGGAUCCAGCAUUUGCCUUUGUGUGAUUGAGCGUUUGGUCUUACCGUCUCUCAGGUAGACAUGAGUGUGUGUGAGUGUGUGUUUGUGAGACAGUGUGUGUGUGUGUGUGUGUGUUUGUGAGACA
Molecule: messenger RNA, 1246 nt
Organism: Sinocyclocheilus rhinocerous
Lineage: Eukaryota; Metazoa; Chordata; Actinopteri; Cypriniformes; Cyprinidae
Product: TBC1 domain family member 13-like
Exons: 8
Coding region: 79-1053 (324 amino acids)
Biological process (GO): intracellular protein transport; activation of GTPase activity
Molecular function (GO): GTPase activator activity
Source: RefSeq, a predicted model, not a curated record